Setaria italica (foxtail millet) is the source of this 2236-nucleotide messenger RNA. Its product is annotated as probable GTP diphosphokinase RSH3, chloroplastic. The transcript is spliced from 6 exons. NCBI's taxonomy places the organism in Eukaryota, Viridiplantae, Streptophyta, Magnoliopsida, Poales, Poaceae. Gene Ontology annotation, cellular component: chloroplast. Gene Ontology annotation, biological process: guanosine tetraphosphate metabolic process. The record is from RefSeq and is a predicted model, not a curated record. Bases 154 to 1917 code for a protein of 587 amino acids.
CGCCCGACCACGCGCGAAACCGAGGAUCCCAACCUCCCAAACCAUUUCCGCCCACGCCUCUUCCUCCGUCUCUCCGCUCUCCCCCCUUCGCCUGCAAGCCAGCCAGUCUCCGUUCGCCUCCCCUCACCCCCAAUCGCCCACGAGGCACGAGCCAUGCCGCCGUCGAUCACCUGCACGGUCAAAUGCCGCCCCAACCCCCGUCUCGCCCCGCAGCCACCCGCGGCGGCGCUGGAGCUCCUCGCCGCCCGCGGCGCCCCGGCUGCCACCGAGCUGCGGGCGGCGUCUACUCGGUGCCGGACCCCGCUGUCCCUGUCCCUCUCGCGCUCCGCUGACCCCCCGGAGCCCCGAGCGCCGUGCCGCGGCGCCCCGUCCGCCAGGCGGGCCCGCGCCGCCGUCGCGGCUGGGGGAGUUGACGGCGACGGAGACCCUCCCGCGCUUAUGCUCGCCGGCGCGCUGUCGCGGUACGCCAUAUUCCGCGACGAUCUCGUGCUGAGGGCCUUCGCCGCCGCCGAGGCAGCUCACCGCGGCCAGGUGCGCGCGAGCGGCGAUCCCUACCUGGAGCACUGCGUGGAGACGGCGGCGCUGCUCGCGGACCUCGGCGCCGGCCCUGCAGUCGUCGCUGCCGGGCUGCUGCACGACACGGUCGACGACGCCGGCCUCGACUACGGUUUCAUCUCCAAGCAGUUCGGUGCUGGUGUCGCCGAUCUUGUUAAGGGGGUUUCCAAUCUAAGUCAUUUCAGCAAAAUGGCUCGUAGAAACGAUACAGCCAGUAGAAUGGAUGAAGCUGACAGGUUACGUACAGUGUUCCUUGCAACGGAAGAUGCAAGAGCUGUGCUUAUAAAACUUGCUGACAGGCUACACAACAUGAGGACGUUGGAUUCUUUGCCCAAGAUCAAACAGCAGAGCUUUGCAAAGGAAACACUGGAGAUAUUUGCUCCCUUGGCGAAUCAGUUGGGCAUCUUGAAUUGGAAGGAACAACUUGAAAAUCUGUGCUUCAAGUAUCUUUACACAAAUAAAUUUGAUGAACUGUCAACCAACCUUCUCGAAUUCUACAACAGAGAUAUGAUUGCAGCUGCAAUAAGGAGACUGGAACAAGCCCUUGACGUGAGAGGAUUAUCCUAUUAUGCGGUAUAUGGGAGACACAAGAGCAUUUACAGUAUCCACAGCAAGAUGGCAAGGAAGAAACUGGCAAUGGAUGAAGUUUAUGAUAUACAUGGGGUGCGUGUUAUAGUUGAGAACAGAUCUGAUUGUUUUGCCACAUUAGAGCUUGUGCAUCACUUGUGGCCUCGAAUUCCCGGGAAGUUCAAAGACUAUAUCAGCAGCCCCAAAACAAAUGGGUAUCAGUCCCUGCACACAGUUGUGCUCACUAAAGAAAUGCUCCCCCUGGAAAUCCAAAUUCGUACUAGGGACAUGCAUUUGCAGGCAGAGUUUGGAAUUGCUGCACAUUGGAGAUACAAGGAAGGUGUUCGAAAUUGCUCUUCAUCUGUUCCUGAAAUGGUAGAGUGGGUUAGAACGGUGGUUACAUGUCAGUGUGAAACUUUGCACAUUGAGCAUCCUUCAUCACUUGCACCUGACACUUCACCAAGUAACAUACACACGAUUAGGUCGCACUCCGAUGUCUGUCCGUUCUCUUAUGCCAAACAAUGUGACCACAGCGGACCGGUUCUAGUAAUACUUCUGGAGGAUGAAAAGAUGUCAGUGCAAGAACUCCCCAAAAAUUCAACAAUUUCGGACCUACUUAAGAGAUCUUCUAACUACGGCGUGCCAUUGAGGCUGAACUGCCAAGCAGUCUACAACUGGAACCAAGCGCUAAAAAUGGGCGAUGUUCUUGAACUGAUUCCUUCAACUCCAUGCAAAUCUGAAAGUUAUACGAGGGAGUUCCACCAAAUGUUUGAUCACCGUCUCCCCGUUUCUUAGUCCUAACAUGCGUAGAUUACAGAUUACUGUACCUUGUAAAUACAUGACGUGACACCCCAUGUAAAUCAUCUGAAGUGUAGCUUCCCCUGAACUGACAACAUAGAAACGAAAAGGGUCAACAAAGAAAAGUUGAGAGUAACCCGUGUGUAUGGUAUACUCUUGUUUCAGUAGAUUGGACCAAAGGUAGCCUGUGAAUUUGCUCUGCAUCGAUAUGUAUACAGUAUACUUUUGUUUCAAUGAAGUAGAAGAAAGUUACCAUGUAAAUACUUCAGACAUUGUAUCAAUUCUUUUGAGAAAGAAGCCCUGCAACUUGUGGUGA